Molecule: messenger RNA, 2181 nt
Organism: Trachymyrmex septentrionalis
Lineage: Eukaryota; Metazoa; Arthropoda; Insecta; Hymenoptera; Formicidae
Exons: 12
Coding region: 275-2167 (630 amino acids)
Source: RefSeq, a predicted model, not a curated record
AAGCUUCCUCAAAUUAUUUCCAAGCAAGAACAUUUCCAUGGAGUUUGAAUAUUUUUAACGUCACGAUCGUCUGAAAAUAACAUCUUAAGUCGUCUUUACUACACAGAACAAUUAUGAAGCAGGCAAUAAAGUAAUUAUCGUUAGUUGAUGAAUGAAUUGCAUCUUCGAUCUUCUGACGAUCGCUCUACGAAAUCGAAGCAGAACAGCCUUAGUGAUCACACGAGGCAGAUCGAAUAAGUGAUUUUCAUACAAUAAAGUCGAUUACGGAACAAACAUGCCUGGGGGUGUUGUAUUUCUGGUCUGUAUCCCCACUUUGAGCUACGAGCACCAACUUGUAUUCGGUGUGCCGGUAAAACGAAGUGCCUCGAAGAAGAUCGAAAAGAGCAAAAAUAAAAUUGGAGGGCCGAAGGUAGACCUUCGUCUAAAGGAAACAAAAAGCCGCGCGCAAUUACUCACGCUUGAUGAUGAUGGCGAAGACGACGACGUCGGUAUUGAUGUUGGUAUUGAAGGCAGAAAAUAUCCUCGCGGAUAUCCCACGCGGUCGAAAUCACCGGUCUUCGUGUCGAUGGAAACGGUGCUGGAAGAGCUCCUUAAAAAGCUAAGAGUAGAACACGUUGUAUGGUGCAAGGACAAGGAAGACAUGUAUUAUGAGGUGAUAUUUCCAGUACCCGCCGGUGAACCCUGCGAAAAUUGUAUACAUUGCCUCACCGAGUUGGGUAUUGGUGUUAAAAUGAACUCGAUAGUCAGCGUAAUCCCGACGCAAUGUACGUACAGCGGUGUGAACGGUACAAAAUCGUUGGCUGUUAAGGACGACGUUGCUCGCAGACGAAAAGAAUCGGAGGAUCGUAAAAACGCUUGGGACGAUUUCGUAGGAUCUAUUAGAUCGAAAUUGACGGUGAAACAGGUUGUCGAUGGCGUUCGCAGUGGUGGUGAUCUUACCUUCGAUUACAUAUGCCUUGUAUUAACUGCGGACUGUCUCGCUGCACUUGGUCUCAUCGAGAACAGUGCAACUAAUGUCGUUGCAGCUAUGCUAGUUUCUCCUCUCAUGGGACCUGUGAUGUCUCUGACUUUCGGGACGAUCAUAGCCGAUAGAAAGCUGCAACUAGUCGGUCUGAAGAGCUUGAUGCUCGGUAUCUUCGUAUCAAUACUAUUUGGCUUCAUAUUCGGCCUUCUCCUCGGUACAACUGAAAUGCCUUGGGGCUAUGGCGACUGGCCAACCGAUGAAAUGAAGGGCAGAGGCAACUAUAGAGCGCUUUGGAUGGGUGUUCUUUGGGCUCUUCCAUCUGGCACAGGUGUCGCAGUCGCUUUGCUGCAAGGUAGUAAUGGGCCGUUAAUUGGUGUCGCCAUAUCAGCUUCGUUACUACCACCAGUAGUCAAUUGCGGUUUAUUUUGGGCUCUGGGAUGCAUAUGGCUCAUAUAUCGACCAAUAAAAAUGCCCCAUAUUAAAGGCGAAUCUUACACAAACUUUAAUAGUUCCUAUACGUAUAUCUACAGCGAUUACUUGCCCGUAGAAUUUUUCUGCAACGGCAUUAUCAGCGCGUGUUUAACGUUUAUCAAUGUAAUGUGCAUCUUUAUUACAGCGAUAAUAGUCCUGAAGAUUAAAGAAGUGGCCGCACCGUAUACGUCAACGCCGGAACUACGUCGAUUCUGGGAACAUGACAUUCGGCUGGUUCGCGAUAAGAAUAUCUCUAGAGAUAACAGUUCCUUGAAUUCAAGUUUCUACGAUGGAUUGAGUAAAACUAAACAACGAGCAUUGGAACGUACACUAAACGAAGCAGUCAGAGAAGCGAUAAAUGACGAAACUUUCAGAAAAGUACAAAGACUCAGUUAUGGGCAUGGACCGGAAGAGAUUAGUCCUCGGCUUGGUCUUCCUGCUCGCGGAACUGGGGGCAAAGGUAACAUAAAAGACAGUGAAAACACUGAGGAAAUAACAGAUGAAAAUCUACAGUCACACAAAGGCUUAAAUUCUGGCAAUACAAGCGAAGACUUGAUCGCAUUGGAUCGUUUAAUAACGUAUCUUUUGAGUCAACCAAACAACCCCACUGGCGGCAAUUUGGAUUCAUGGAGACGCUCGCAUCGAGCUAGUUCACGAGGGUAUAGACAAUUACGUGGCACUGCCGCUGAUACCGACGCGGAAACCGGUGGCGUUGGCACAACGACUCUUUGAGCAUAAAUUGACAU